This is a messenger RNA of Lacerta agilis (Sand lizard), 5099 nucleotides long. It is a transcript of the gene PLEKHA6, whose product is annotated as pleckstrin homology domain containing A6. Gene Ontology annotation, molecular function: protein binding. The transcript is spliced from 29 exons. Bases 130 to 4008 code for a protein of 1292 amino acids. The record is from RefSeq and is a predicted model, not a curated record. NCBI's taxonomy places the organism in Eukaryota, Metazoa, Chordata, Lepidosauria, Squamata, Lacertidae.
UCUUGACUAGGCACCCCAGCCACUGUCCUUUCCUGCUGAAAGCAGGGGUGCAGGGGUAAAGAGGGGAGCAAUUUUGGCUCUUUUUCUUCCCUGUUCUUGGUGGAUUUUGCAGUGAGUGGAAAGGGCUUUAUGGCCACCGAGGACAUUGACUGGCUCGACCUGCCUGGCAGGUGGACUUAUGGAGUUUGCAGAGACGGGAGAAUCUUCUUUAUCAAUGAUGAAACAAAAUCUACUUGCUGGACACACCCAGGCAGUGGUUGUCCCAUCCAGAGUGGCCAUUUUACUUGGUCAGAGAUGCCCAAAGGCUGGGAGAUGGACACCAUGUCAAAUGGAGCUAUCUUUUUUAUCAACCAUAAUGAAAGACGGAACACUUUUAUUCACCCAGUGACUGGCCAAAUCCCAGAAGAGAACAACCAGUUUGACUUGCAAAGAUCUGCCUUGGACAUGUCAAGCAAAUCAGGCAGCAAACGGCCGGCAGCAGUCAACAGUGAAUCAUCCAAUCAUACCAUGGUUUCAGACUUGCCUCAGGAACGACCAAAUGGCAGGGCCUCACGCUCCUCUCGGAAGGGGAUUGCUUUUGGGAAGCGCUCCAAUUCCAUGAAGAGAAAUCCCAACGCUGCAGUGACUAAGAGUGGCUGGCUCUUCAAGCAGGCGAGUUCUGGGGUGAAGCAAUGGAAUAAGCGCUGGUUUGUACUGGUGGAUCGCUGCCUUUUCUACUACAAAGACGAGAAGGAGGAAAGCAUCUUGGGCAGCAUUCCACUUCUCAGUUUUCGGGUUGCAGCUGUUCAGCCGUCGGAUAACAUCAGCAGGAAAUACACCUUUAAGGUGACUGUGUGCUGGAUGGAAGAGACACCAGGGAAUAACAAGAAGUCCCUCUCUCCCCAGGCUGAGCACGCCGGCAUCCGGACUUACUUCUUCAGUGCAGAGAACAACGAGGAGCAGGAAUCCUGGAUUCAAGCCAUGGGCGAGGCUGCCCGGGUGCAAAUCCCACCUGCUCAGAGGCACGAGAAGACUGAUUCUGAGAACAUCCCUCCCAGCAGGAACCACCAGCAUCACCACCACCGCAGUGUCCCAACCAGAGAGGCUGCCAAAGCUGAGCCAGAAGCCAAGACCAGAGGCGAAGGAGACGGGCGUGGCUCUGAGAAGAUUGACAGGAAAACAGAGCGAGCUGAGAGCAAGAAGGAGCCUCUGGUGAAAGCCAACGGCAUUGGCAGCCAAGAAAUUCCCUCUGAACCCGGAAGCCCUUAUCCUGACGCUUCCUGCCUGCCUGCUGGAGUGGAGAGGCCCACCCAGCCAAAUGGCUGGCAGUACUCAUCUCCUAGCCGGCCAGGGAGCAUGGCCUUCCCGCAGCACGAUGGUGAGAGUGCUAUGCCUCGUCGGAGUUUUGCUCCGCGCACCAAUCCUGAGAAGAUUGCCCAGAGGAAGAGCUCCAUGACACAGCUGCAGCAGUGGGUGAACUUGCGCCGUGGGGCUCCACCUCCUGAGGAUCUCCAUAGCCCCACCAGGUUCUACCCGAUGUCCCGAAGAGUCCCUGACUACUAUCCCCCCUACUCACCUCAGUACUCUGAAGAUUACCAAUACUACCCUCCUGGGGUGCGUCCCGACAGCAUCUGCUCUAUGCCUGCCUUUGAGCGUGUGAGCCCUCAGUGGACUGUGGACGACAAGCGCCACUCCUUCCGCAACAGCGGCUCCUACCAGCUGCGGGACUGGAAAGAGCAGCCAGGCUAUGGCAGGCAGGACGUUCCCAUCUGGAUGUCAGGCCCAACCCGGCCGCCAGUGUACUAUGACGAAAUGGAUGCCGCCUCAGGCUCCUUGCGCAGGAUGUCCCUCCAGCCUCGCUCCCGGUCAGUCCCCCGCUCGCCGAGCCAAGGCUCCUACACCCGAGCCAGAGUGUACUCCCCUGUCAGGUCACCGAGUGCCCGCUUUGAAAGAGUGCCUCCCCGGAGUGAGGAGAUUUAUGCGGAGCCGACGACAUACAUGAUGAGGCGAUCGGUCAGUUCACCAAAGUAUGAUUAUCUGGGUGACAGGAGGCCUGUCCCUGCAGGAAUGUUCCCCUUCAACUAUCCAGCAUCCCCUACGGUCCACGACAAAAUGGAUGAACUUUUAGACCUUCAGUUGCAAAGAAACCUAGAGUAUUUGGAUCAGCAGAUGAGCGAGAGCGAGACUUUGAUCAGUAUGGUGAACAGAAUGGUGGAGAGCUCUUCCCCUAGGGCUCAACUGUACAUGCAAGUGUCUCAUUUCCCCGAAGCCUAUAGAGAGUCGCUGCACACCUACAAGAUAAGCGAGCAAGAUACAGAUAAGCUCCUGGGAAAGCUCUGUGAGCAAAACAAGGUGAUGAGGGAACAGGAGAGGCUGGUGCAGCAACUUCGUGCAGAGAAGGAGAGUCUGGAGAGUGCAUUGAUGGGGACACACCAGGAGCUAGAGAUGUUUGGGAGCCAGCCGGCCUACCCCGAAAAACUGCUGCACAAGAAGGAAUCCCUCCAGAACCAAUUGAUCAAUAUUCGGGUAGAGCUGUCCCAAGCCAGCACGGCUUUGGCCAACAGCACCAUAGAAUAUGAGAACCUGGAGGGUGAGGUGUCAGCCUUGCAUGAUGACCUGUGGGAACAACUGAACUUGGACAUCCAGAAUGAAAUGCUCAACCGGCAAAUCCAGAAGGAGAUCUGGCGGAUCCAGGAUGUGAUGGAGGGGCUGAGGAAGAACAACCCAUCUCGGGGCACAGACACAGCAAAGCAUAGGGUAUCCCUUGGCCCAUCAGGAACCUACAGCUCCAACAGCCCAGCCAGCCCUUUGAGCUCAGCCAGCCUCACAAGUCCCCUGAGCCCUUUCUCUCUUGUGUCAGGAUCCCAGAGCUCCCCUACUAAGCAAGGCAGCAACGAGGAGCCCGGUCCACCUCGACCUCCCCUCCCCAAAUCAUAUGUGCCCUUGGAAUCUCCUCCGACUGUCCCUCCGCUCCCUACCGAAAGCCGCCUCUGGCCGUAUCCUAACUCCCCUUCCUGGCAGCAAAGCAGCGAGGCGAAGAGGGGACAGUCCAAGUCCAGCUUUGAGCAGAACAAGAAGGACCAUCACCGGACGUCAGCCUCAAAUUCUGCUGUGGAGGCUGGUCUCUUGCAGACAAGGCAAGACCCCGAUGCUGAUAAGCAAGUUGCUCUCAACAAAGUUGGCAUUGUUCCCCCAAGGACCAAAUCACCCAUGGAUGACGACACCAUCCCCAUGUCAGGUGUGGUGCGGAGGGGUGCCAGCAACUUAGCCAAUGGGCUGAAUGCCCGGGACAGGCCAAAGAGUGCAGUAUUUUCGAAUGAAAUGAAGGCAAAGAUGAGCGUAGAGGAGCAGAUUGAUCGCAUGAAGCGCCACCAAAGUGGUUCUAUGAAGGAGAAGAGGCGGAGCUUGCAGCUUCCAGCCAAUCAGCAACAGGCAGACAGCCUUCUCUCUAAAGCACCUGCCUCUUACAAAGUGGUGCGCAGACAUCGCAGCAUCCAUGAGGUGGACAUAUCUGAUCUGGAAGCAGCGUUACGCUCUGAAGACUCUGGCAGGAUGUAUGAGACUCCUCGGGAGGAGAUUGCACGCCUGCGCAAAAUGGAGCUGGAGCCAGAGCAUUAUAAUGUUGACAUCAGCAAGGAGCUUUCCACCCCAGACAAAGUCCUCAUCCCAGAAAGGUACAUUGAGCUGGAACCUGAUACUCCACUCAGCCCAGAGGAGAUGAAGGAGAAGCAAAAGAAAGUGGAGAGAAUAAAGACGCUGAUUGCCAAAUCCAGCAUGCAGAAUGUGGUCCCCCUCAACGAGGGAGAAGUGGACAUGACCCAGGACCCAGAAACCCAGUUGCAGGAACAGGAGAAGCGAAUAGAGAUCUCCUGCGCCUUGGCUGCAGAAGCCUCCCGACGGGGCCGCAUGCUCUCAGCUCAGUGUGCCACCCCGAGCCCUCCCACCUCCCCAGCCUCCCCGACUCCACCGACCAAGUCCCUCUCGUCUGAUUCAUCCCAGGGCGGCGACAGCCAUUUUAUGCGUGUCUGAGCCAUAAACACAGGCCCUGGCUGCUGUGAAUGCUGUGAAGUUCCACGGAGCCACAUUUUAACCCACAGCGUCUGCACCCCAACCGCUGAACAACGCGUGUGGUCAUUGUUAGGGUUCUCUCGGCACACCCUUCUCCUUCAGUCGAGCUGCGGAAACUUUUCGGGAAAGAAAAGCUGCCAUCAAGGGAGAGCAGGGAUGGCACUUGCCUUUGUCCCAUUUCCUCCUGCCCCGCUGCUGCUGCUGCUGCUAUGGCCUAUACCAACUGCCCACGGUUUCCAUUCUUGCCGGACAGGUCCUCUGUUUCAGGUGCAGCAGACUCCCAAGGCUAAGGACCAGCAGCAAAAGAACAGCUGUGUCUCAGCAAAGCGGCAGCACUGAGCCAGAAAAGGGAUGCUGGCAACAAGAGGGGGAGGUGAUGUAGCUCAUCUCCUGGAGCUCUAUAGCCUGCAAGUGUGGGCAGCAGGGAAGGAAGGUUGUGUGAAGAAUGACUUUGUAUCUGCAGCCAGGGAAUUCAUUACCCUCUACUGAAGUGAGCACUAGAUGUUUCUUCUCCUCCUCCUUCCCCCCUCACCCCCCUUACACACACACACACACACACACACACAGCCCGUUGGUCUCUCCUCUGCCAACCAGAAUGGCUUUUAGCAUCUUUCGCCUGUGGAGCUAAGCAACCCGUGCACGGCCACGCUUCCCUGCUUAUGCUCACAGCCUUUCACAGGAAAAGGAAAGACAGCAAGGAAGCAUGAGUGGAUGGACAGAACUUUGUGGAUGUGGCAGAAGACAGAAGGCUGACCGUGUGGGGACCCAAAGUGGCUUUGGAAUCUUGCUAGGGUUGCGAGGAUGUUGCUGUGGCUGGGAUAGGCCGGCAUUUUCUUCUUUCCCAAGCUUAGGGGUUGGGUGGAUGGAAUGGAAGGUGCGGGCAAUGUAUGUGGACGUGUUUUAGGGGUGCGGGCAGAAGAUAUAAUGGGGGGGGAGAAGAGGUUAGAAAAGCUUAGUUGGCUGUGAUUUGCCACUAGGUGAAGCUUUAAUGCUUUCUGCAACCCAGAGAGGUUAUAUCUUUUAUCUGUAGGGGAAGAAAAAACAAAACUGGG